AUGGCAUCUUUCAAGAACUUCUUGUCCACUCUAGGGCAGUUCUCAAGAACACUAUCAUCAUCAUCAUCAUGUCCUCUCUCAAAUCCAGGAUCCCACAUUCUACUCAUUUCACUUCUCCUUCUCUCAAUUCUCCUCCUUUCAGCAUCACGGACCAAUCACUCACCGGCCAUUCUAGUCUCAGUUAUUGCUUCCCGCAUUCGUGUUGUUGCAAACUACAUCUCUCCCUUCUCUUCAAUUUCUUCCUCAAACACAUGCCUUGUCUUGGACUGUGAGAGCAACUGCACGAUCUCUUCAGUCACUGUAAUCGAAAGACCUCAUAAGAGUUCAAGAAAUGAUCAAGAAAGUUAUAACCUGAUAGAAAACCUGAGUUCUUGUGAUAUCUUUAAUGGUAACUGGGUGGUUGAUGAUUUUGAACCUCUUUACCAACCAGGGUCUUGCCCUUAUAUCGACGACGCUUUCAAUUGCUUCAAGAAUGGAAGACCCGAUUCUUAUUACCUCAGAUAUAAAUGGAAGCCACGUGGGUGUCACAUUCCAAGGUUUGAUGGGAGAAAAAUGUUGCGGAUGCUGAGAGGGAAGAGAUUGGUGUUUGUUGGUGACUCUUUGAAUAGGAACAUGUGGGAGUCUUUGGUCUGUGCAUUGAGAGAAUCGUUGAAAGAUAAAAGCACACUCUAUGAGGUUUCGGGUAGGCGACAGUUCAGGACUCAGGGUUUCUAUUCUUUCAUAUUCAGAGAUUACAACUGCUCCAUAGACUUCAUCAAAUCACCAUUUCUUGUUCAAGAAUCGAAGAUCUCAGAUAGGAUUGGAAAACGAAGAGACACUCUAAGGCUUGACAUGAUUCAAGGCCCUUCCUCCAAGUAUUAUGAUGCUGAUAUAAUCAUCUUCAACACUGACCACUGGUGGACUCACCACAAAACCUUCAAAGGCAUUAAUUACUUCCAGGAAGGCAGCCAUGUCUAUAACAGACUUGAAGUUACAGAAGCAUACACAAAAGCCUUGAAAACUUGGGCUCAAUGGGUUGAUGCAAAUGUUGACAGUAACCGUACCAGGGUCUUCUUUCGCGGUUACUCAGCUCCUCACUUCAGGAAAGGGCAAUGGAACACAGGUGGGCGCUGUGAUGCUGAGGCACAACCCAUAACUAAUGAGAACUACAUGGUUCACUAUCCAUGGAUGAUGAAAAUCCUUGAAUCAGUAAUAGCUGAAAUGAAAACACCAGUGUUUUAUCUCAACAUUACAAAGAUGUCAGACUACCGACAAGAUGGACAUCCUUCAAUCUACAGGCAAAUGGAGAUCCCAAGAAGCCCUGGAAUGAUCCAGGACUGUAGCCACUGGUGCCUUCCCGGUGUUCCAGAUUCCUGGAAUCAGCUUCUCUAUGCCACUCUGCUAGUUUCCCAUUAUGGCUUGCCUAGCAAAUCAAAGAAAUGACUUGCAAAUGCUCUUGUAAUUUUGUGUACUUUUUGGCAUGCA
Messenger RNA from Pistacia vera, 1464 nucleotides. Its product is annotated as protein trichome birefringence-like 4. Bases 1 to 1422 code for a protein of 473 amino acids. Gene Ontology annotation, molecular function: O-acetyltransferase activity. Gene Ontology annotation, cellular component: Golgi apparatus. Lineage: Eukaryota; Viridiplantae; Streptophyta; Magnoliopsida; Sapindales; Anacardiaceae. The record is from RefSeq and is a predicted model, not a curated record. The transcript has 5 exons.